AUGAUCGGCCCUGGCGUCCACGUCGGGUUCCUCGACGCGCACCUCGACGCUGCGCACGCUCCCCGCCUUGCAGCGGCCUGCACGGAUCUCGGUGCCGAGCUAUGCGUCCUCGCUGUCGCUGCCAUUUUCGUCCCACGAGUGCACGUUUGCGUUGGCGGUGGGAAGCUUGUUGUUGCCGUCGCUCGCGUCCUCGCUGGAUGCGGCAUCACGCGGCGCGACGGCGGCGACACUCGCAAGGAGCUCCGCGCCGAGGCUGCACCUGCAGAGCACGCGGUACGCACGCACGAGCGCCGUGGCGUCGCAGUGCGCGCGCAGCGUGAGCAGCCCGCCGUCGAGCAGUGGGUGGUGCCGCGCGUUGGAGAAAAGGUCUUGUUUAAGUGGUCAUGCAUUGUUAGUAAGCGGCAAUUUACUGGUAAGUGA
Messenger RNA from Phanerochaete carnosa HHB-10118-sp, 420 nucleotides. RefSeq lists its product as uncharacterized. The transcript has a single exon. NCBI's taxonomy places the organism in Eukaryota, Fungi, Basidiomycota, Agaricomycetes, Polyporales, Phanerochaetaceae. The coding region runs from base 1 to 420 and encodes 139 amino acids. The record is from RefSeq and is a predicted model, not a curated record.